AAUUAGUUUUUUUGCAAAAUAUUUUUUGCAAAAUAUCAAAAAAUCGUCAUUAUUAUUAAAAAUGAAUCCAUAAAAUUCGUAAAAUUUUCUCAAAUAGUAAUAUUGAUGCAGGGAAGACUUAGCCAGUAUCGGGCAUUGCUCUAUAUCGGAUGACAUUCUUUUACUGCUGAUAGACGGCUUAUAAUAUCCAUUUAAACGAGCCACAGUUUUUGUAAAACGUUUUCCCGUUUUUCUAUUCAGUCAGUUGAAAGAUAUUGUUGAGUAAAGGUGUAUCGAGUGCUAGAUCUGUGUACUUUCCGCCCUAUCUGCUGCUUUGCCUGAUAAUAUCUCAAGAAUGUUUUUUUACUCCCUAAUGAACCGCUCACCAAUGAUGUGGCUGGCGACGAUCGUAUCAUUUCUCAUAUUUCACUGCAGCCUUUCUAAUACAAUAACGGCCAUGAAUGACGAUCUCUAUGAGAUGGAUGACGAUGUAACUCCAACGAUCGGUGGCCUAAAUUCAUGUAUCUUUGGCGUUAAGUCGGUGUCGAUAGUUUUAUAUACCAGCAAUAUUCCUAAUGGCAAAGUUAUUGGAAUGAAUGAAUCCUGCAAUUUACUUGAUUCAUCGAAACCAGUCUUCUUCAUGACUCAUGGUUUUCUUGCAAAUUCGCAUAAUUAUAACUUUUCUGAUCUUGCCAACGAAAUGCUAAAGAGAGAUUAUACAGUAUUUUCAAUAGAUUGGUCCAACGGAUCAUGCUAUAACGACCCAGCCAUCUUAAAUCUUUUAGAAUAUCCUUUUGCAGUAUACAACGUCCGUGAAGUUGGUGACUACUUGGCCAACUUCAUUAAAUCAGCGAUCGACGUGUGCCAUGUUCCAUUGAGCAACAUUACACUUAUGGGUCAUAGCCUUGGCUCUCAUAUAAGUGGUUUCGCCGCGAAACAGCUACAGAAUUUGAAUUAUGGCAAAGUUCCACUUCUUAUCGGUACCGAUCCUGCGAGUCCCUUAUUUGAAUUACGAACUUGCACAAAUAGAUUAUGCAAAUCAGAUGCCGAACGUGUGAUAGUUCUUCACUCAUCUGCCCUCGGAUUACAAGUAUCUUUAGGUCAUCUCGAUUUGUGGUUUAAUAAUGGAUUUAGACAACCAGCGUGUGGUGGUUCGAUAAUCGGUGGUCUAAACGUUAACUGCUCGCAUAACAUAGCCAUUGUUUAUCUAAUUACGUUGUUAGAUAAUUAUGAAUAUGUUGGUGUUCCUGUAGCAUCUAGAAAGAUCCCGCUUCCCAACGUUAUAUUCGGCUGUUCUUCCGAUACAACUAAUUGCAUUGUCGUGGAUAAUAAAAUAAUCGACAGAAGUUCCUCUACAGUAGGAGACUACUGUGUAUUCGUUACAUCUGAAUAUCCCUAUUGCACUCGGAAAGAUGUUAGCUGUUUCAAAAAUAUGUUGCUUAAUUUAACACUUUAAUUUAUAAUACUAAUGGAGUUGUACAAUUAUCAGACUUAUAAUUAAGUAUAGUUUAAUUAAAGACGUGUAUUAAUUAGCGCCCCAGGUAGGAAGUUGACAUUACUUUUUCUUCACUUUAACGUCUUCAAAUAACGUCCUUGACAUUUGACAUCAAAAUGACAUUAGCUUGCUGGGACGUCUUUUUUUUACUCGUCACAGAUUUUUAUUAUAAAAAUUUUUCAAUUAUUACUGCUGAAAAGAAAUAAAGUACAUUUUUAAAAAA
Messenger RNA from Solenopsis invicta (red fire ant), 1697 nucleotides. RefSeq names its product phospholipase A1. Bases 335 to 1435 code for a protein of 366 amino acids. The record is from RefSeq and is a predicted model, not a curated record. The transcript has 11 exons. Gene Ontology annotation, molecular function: lipase activity. NCBI's taxonomy places the organism in Eukaryota, Metazoa, Arthropoda, Insecta, Hymenoptera, Formicidae.